AUGUUGGCUCUGGGCCAGAACGACGUGAGAAGGAUCCACCGGGAACUGCAGGCUGGGUGCCACAGUAGCUGUGUUCCAAGAAGGAGCAUCCCGAGAGGCUCCAGCAUUCCAUAUGGAACUGCAGGCAGGGUGCACGGCAGAGGGAAGAGCCCAGAAGAUGCUCCUCUCCUGCUCAUCUGCCUCCUGCCCAGGGCUAGCGGGAAGAACUGUCUCCGCUGCUGGUCAGACUUGCCUGCCCCGAUUGACUACGAUCUGAAGAUUCUCUGGGGCACCCCAGGGCCUCCCACAGAACUCUCCAAGAGCCUCCACUCCCUCUUCCAAGAGGACAGCAUCUUGCUCCAGCACCGGUACCUUGAUCAGGAUCUUGUAGAAGAGGAGACAGCCAAAUUCUUCAACCAAGUAGACCAAGCCACUGGGAAGUUUAGAGAUGACAAAACAUCACUUCUGAAAGAGACUGAUAUGCACAAGGAUCUCCUUGCUGAGAGGCUGAACAAAAGAGCUGAGAAGCUGAGGGAGCAGGGACAUCCUCACCUCCCACCUGGGUUAAGGCAGCCUUUUCUAUCUGGCCUUCUUCCCAUCCUGGCUACACCUCACUUCACCACCAGAAAACUCUCAAGGAGAACACUUACUCAUGCCAGGAACCUUCAGAGCUAAAGUGGGUUAUGAUCCUCAUGAGCUUCGGGACUUUGCUGCCCCUGGUUGUAGCUGGAGUUUCCUGGCCCAGAUGUUACCUUUUCUGGAGCAAGAAGAAGGAGACUGAAGAGAGACAAGGAGGCCACUUAUCACCCAGAAAUGAACCGAAGGCACUAGAAAGCUUGCAGCCACCUGGUUCUGAGCUUUCUGUCCUGUGACCCUCUCCAUAUACCAGAGCCACAAGAGCCUCAAAGUUCUGAGGGCCAAGAAAUGGUUUCCCUACACACAUGCCUUUGUAAAUAGUCCCUUCAUUAACACAUCCCCUUGAAUUCUAA
Molecule: messenger RNA, 968 nt
Organism: Chinchilla lanigera (long-tailed chinchilla)
Lineage: Eukaryota; Metazoa; Chordata; Mammalia; Rodentia; Chinchillidae
Exons: 8
Coding region: 1-654 (217 amino acids)
Source: RefSeq, a predicted model, not a curated record